Parascedosporium putredinis is the source of this 1290-nucleotide messenger RNA. Lineage: Eukaryota; Fungi; Ascomycota; Sordariomycetes; Microascales; Microascaceae. The record is from the annotation of a GenBank genome assembly.
AUGGCUACCGCACCUCUCACCCUCCCCUCCCCGGCGGCCGUCACUAAGAUCCUCGUAGUCGGAGGAUCCUAUGCUGGUCUAUCCGCCACCGUCAACCUCCUCGACUUGGGUAACCAUCUUCGACCCCGGAUGGUCUACCCUUCUUAUAAACACACUAUCGACGCCCCUAGGACGCCAGUCGAGAUUACUCUCGUAGAUGAGCGAGAUGGCUUCUUCCAUCUUAUCGGCACGCCGCUCGCCUUCGCGUCCAACGAUUACGCUCGCCAGUCUUGGAUUCGCUACGCCGACAUCCCCGCCUUGCAGGUCCCCAAUGUGCGCUUUGUCCAAGGAAGCGUGACUAGUCUCGAUUGCGCCGCCAAGAAAGCGAGCAUCCUGAACCAGACGACCAAGGAGACCUCCCUCGAGGACUAUGACUUCCUCAUUGCCGCUUCUGGCCUGCGGAGGCCGUACCCCGUAGUACCCCAGUCCCUCAGCAGGAAGCAGUUCCUGAUGGAGGCCGAGGAGCACAUCCACGGCGUCUCCAACGCGCCGCUCGGCGUGGUCGUCGUGGGCGGUGGCGCUGUCGGGAUCGAGAUGGCGGCGGAGCUCAAGGUCGUCCAGCCCGACGUCAAGGUCACCCUCGUCCACUCGCGUGACCAGCUGCUCUCGUCCGAGGCGCUGUCGGAUGAGUGUAAGGACAAGGCUCUCGAACUCCUCAAGGAGGCCAACGUCGAGGUUCUCCUCGGGAAGCGAGUCAAGGAUACCAAGACCGAGGUCAAGGACGGCGUCAAGAAAGUCGAGAUUGAGCUGAGCGAUGGGUCGAGCAUUGUUGCCAAUGAGAUUAUGUGGGCCAUCUCCAACCCGACUCCCUCAAGCCAAUACCUCCCCGCCAGCGCAAUUGACGAGGAGGGCUAUGUCCACAUCACCCCCAGCCUUCACCUCACUGAAGACACUGGUGUACCAAACCACAAGUCUCACUGGGUUGCUGGCGAUGUCUGCCGCUGGUCCGGUAUGAAGCGCGCCGGCCGCGCUAUGCACAUGGGCUACUACGCCGCCGUCAACAUCCACCAGACCAUCCUCUCCCGUAUUAUUCCAGACCAUGAGCCCUUCCAGCACGAGCUUGACCCUAUCCCUGCCAUGAUUGGUCUCGCCGUCGGUACCAGUGCCGUCGCGUCGGGCCCUGACGGGACGACCUUUGGCCCGGAUGUCAUGCAAGCGUACUUUAGGGACGACUUGGGCCUUGCCAUCUGCUGGGAGUAUAUGAAGCUUUCCGAGGACAAGUGGAAGGAUAGGCUCGCUGCUGGAUUGUAA